AUGGCACAGAGGGUGUCCCUCAAGUCAUUUUUGGCUACAGCCCGCAAGGCACUCACGGCACCUCCAUCUCAAAGACCGAAUCCUCUCACUUUUGUGGUAGGAAAUGAGUCUGCUGACCUGGAUUCAAUCUGCUCAGCCGUCCUCUAUGCCUACUUCCGCACCCAUGCCCCUUCAUCCCAGUCAGCUCUCCACAUCCCGCUCUCCAACCUCCCCCUUGCCGACCUUGCCCUCCGUGCUGAGCUCAACGCAAUCUUCGCCCCCUCCUCCAACUCAGUCACCCCAGACGACCUGAUCACCCUCUCCGACCUCCCUUCACCUUCUGAUCUGCCACCAUCAGCAACAAAAUGGUACCUAGUCGACCACAACGUCCUCACCGGCGACCUCACUAAGCGCGGUUACGACAAAUCCGUCAUAGGCUGCGUCGACCACCACGAUGACGAGGGCAUCAUCCCCUCCGACGCCCAACCAAGAGUAUUCGCCAAAUGCGGCAGCUGCAUGAGUCUCGUUCUCUCACAGUGCCAGCCAAUCUGGGAUCAGCUCCAAAGCCACCAAGAAAUCGACGAGGAACUGGCCAGGGUGGCCAUGGCUCCCAUCUUGAUCGACACUGUCAAACUCACUUCAAAAGACAAGACCACAGACUGGGAUGUCAAUGCCGCAGCGUAUGCGGAGGAGAAGCUUGUUGCCACUCUCAGUGUUGCCAGGUCAAACAGGCAAAGAUACGACAGAGAGAAGUAUUUUGAUCAUCUUUCGGAGCUGAAGGAUAGUAUCCUUCACCUGUCCUACCGCGACAUUCUCAGAAAGGAUUACAAAAAGUGGACCGAUGGGUCGUUGAACUUGGGGAUAUCAACCGUUGUUCAGGGCUUUGAGACUUGCUUGGCUGAGGUGGGGGAUAAGCAGACGUUCUUGGCUGCUCUUAAGGACUGGGCCAAGGAGCAGCAGCUGGAUAUUGCGGCGGUUAUGACAGUCUCCAAACCGGGCGGUGUCUUUACGAGGGAGCUGCUUGUUUGGGGGUUGGGUGGUCAGGACGCUGUGAAGGUCGCGAGAAGAUUUGCCGAGAAGAAUGGGGGGUCGCUGGGGCUGGAGAAGUGGAACAAUGGAGAACUGGAUGGGGAGGAGGGUGGUGAGUGGAGGGCAUGUUGGAGGCAGAUGGAUGUUGGGAGUAGCAGAAAGCAGGUGGCUCCCAUGUUGAGAGAGGUCAUGAAGGAGUCUGCGAGGUUGUAA
Molecule: messenger RNA, 1221 nt
Organism: Podospora anserina S mat+
Lineage: Eukaryota; Fungi; Ascomycota; Sordariomycetes; Sordariales; Podosporaceae
Exons: 2
Coding region: 1-1221 (406 amino acids)
Cellular component (GO): cytoplasm
Molecular function (GO): exopolyphosphatase activity
Source: RefSeq, a predicted model, not a curated record